Molecule: messenger RNA, 4149 nt
Organism: Clupea harengus (Atlantic herring)
Lineage: Eukaryota; Metazoa; Chordata; Actinopteri; Clupeiformes; Clupeidae
Gene: slc35f1
Product: solute carrier family 35 member F1
Biological process (GO): transmembrane transport
Cellular component (GO): membrane
Molecular function (GO): transmembrane transporter activity
Source: RefSeq, a predicted model, not a curated record
ACCAUGUUCUCCUUUAUCACGUCUCACUUUACGAGAGACAACUCCCUCUGGUGGCUAGGUUGUGCACGUGUGUUUCCAAACACCAAACGCCUUCCAGCCACGGCAGUCUGUAUCUGGCUUUCGGAAAAUGCACAUUGUUGGAGCUGAGGUUGUCUCUGAAGAUCUUGCGGGAGCACAGGUGCAGUUUGCAUAAACCUGCCGUGAGGAACUGGAGAAAGCACCAAGACAAUAUUUCACCUACACUGGAAAUACAACCAAUUCCUACUCUCACCUGUGAACAUGGAUUGCUGAGGUUGUGAGCUACAAGAGGGAAGAAACGGAUCCCGUCUCCCGUGGAGUAGCCUAGUCCAUCCCGAACCACCAUUCUCUUUGGCAAAGCAGAAUGUCCUGUUGUUUCUGAUUGUUGUAUUUCUUUUUCUAAAUUACAAAAUGAUUCCCGAACAUCAGAACCAUGUUGUCACAACAAUUGAGACAAUUCCUCCGGAGACCAUCACGACGUCGCCGACCCUCUAUCAGAGGAUAAGGAAAGUGUUUAACAGGGAGCUGAUGGUGACUCUGGCCCUGGGCCAGGUGCUCUCUCUGCUCAUCUGUGGAAUUGGCCUGACCAGCAAAUACCUGGCCAACGACUACCACGCCAACACCCCCGUGUUCCAGAGCUUUCUCAACUACAUCCUCCUCUUCCUGGUCUACACCACCACUCUGGCCGUGAGGCAAGGAGAGGAGAAUUUGCUGGCCAUCCUGAAGAGGCGAUGGUGGAAGUACAUGAUUCUCGGCUUGAUCGAUAUCGAGGCCAACUACCUUGUCAUCAAAGCGUACCAGUACACCACGCUUACGAGUGUGCAGCUCCUGGACUGCUUUGUGAUCCCGGUGGUGCUGCUGCUGUCCUGGUUCUUCCUGUUGGUGAGGUAUAAGGUGGUGCACUUUGUGGGCGUGGGCGUGUGCCUGCUGGGCAUGGGCUGCAUGGUGGGCGCCGACGUGCUGGUGGGACGACAGCAGGGCUUCGGGGACCACAAGCUGCUGGGCGACCUGCUGGUGCUGGCCGGCGCCACUCUGUACGGCAUCUCUAACGUGUGUGAGGAGUUCAUCGUGAAGAACCUGAGCAGGGUGGAGUUCCUGGGAAUGAUGGGCCUCUUCGGCUCCUUCUUCAGCGGCAUCCAGCUGGCCAUCAUGGAGCACAAGCAGCUUCUGAGGGUGCAGUGGAACUGGCAGAUAGGUCUGCUGUACAUCGCCUUCAGUGCCUGCAUGUUCGGCCUGUAUAGCUUCAUGCCGAUAGUCAUCAAGCGGACCAGCGCCACUGCGGUCAACCUCUCCCUGCUCACCGCCGACCUCUACAGCCUCUUCUGUGGCCUGUUCCUCUUCCAGUACAAGUUUUCAGGCCUGUACCUGCUGUCGUUCUGCAUCAUGGCGCUGGGCCUCGUCUUCUACUUCUCCGCCUCCACCUAUGUGGCCCAGGACCCACGCGUCUACAAACAGUUCCGUAACGCUGGCAACCCCAUCGCUGACACACCCACGUCCGGCCCCCUGGAACCCUCAGUGACCUAUACCAGCUUAGGACAGGAGAUAGAGGAGGAGCCCCGGAUCCGAGUCGCCUGAAUCGUUGGUGGGGGGGGAUGACAAAGACGUGUCGGCAUUGGGGUUCUCCCCCCUAAGUCAAUCAUCCAACUUCCCUCCCCAUCCAGCUGACCAGAGAGAGAGAGAGAGAGAGAGAGAGAGAGAGAGAGAGAGAGAUACGAGAGAAAGUGAAUGAGUGAAAGGAAGGAGUGCCGAUGCUUGUGGAGUUGUGGAAGGAGAAGUGACAAGAACAAGUAGCAAGACAAGCAAACGUACACUGUGAUCACAAACUGUGAAAAACAAAAAAGGUAGCGGUGGUUCCUGUCAUUUUCUCAUGUCCUGAAGGCUUAUUGUGUAAAGAAAUACUCAGCACCUCUCCCUUGGCUCACCCUGACUGUUUUUAAAUAUGUGUUUAAUGGAUUCCUUGCUGACUGUUCAUCCAAAUGCUCAAAUAUGACCCCAAUUUUGUCACUAUUUUUAUUUUUUUGUUACAUGAGCACAAAAACAAAACAAAAAAACAACACCCCACAUGUUUAUUGUAUUUGAGUGUUUUACAUCUCUGAGUUUUUCAAUAGAUACCAUGUGUAUGUGUACGUUUUAGGGUUGUCUGUUUUUAAGUUAUGAGCAACUAAUAUACAGACUCAGUCAGUCAGUGCCUUGUCAUGUAGUGCUAUCUGGCAGGGUAUGCUGUGCGUCCGCAGGUAAUCUCUGUGCAUUACGUGUACGUGUAGUUACACGACUGCGCACCAUGAGAGGAAAAAACGGUCGGCACGCGUCAUUCGUGAUUAGGUUUGUCACUCAGACGUUUCUGCUUGUCCACACGCUUGACACCUUCUAGUUGAUCGUCCAGUUCUGGAGAAAAAUAAAACGAUUGACUAAUUAGUUGGUUGGUUGCCAUCACAUUUGCUUGUUGGAUACUGUAUUUUCAUGUUAUGUAACACGUCAUCUCGUAUAUGGGGAAUAUUAGUGGAGAGAAGUUUGAUGAACAUUCAUCUAUUAGUAUUGUAAACUCAAAAAUGAGUUUUAAUGCACUUGUUAAGAAUUAGAUUUUAUGGAUUCUCUGUUUAUUUUUAACGUAUUAUCUUUUAUGCUUGGAUAUUUGGCAUUUUAAUAAUUUGGAUAUUUAAAAAAAAAAAAGAAAUCCAGCACAUAUUUUAAAAUUAUGUUGUACACUCAUCCUUGGAAGUAUUCUUACUCUUUUUUUAUUUGCUGUUUAAAUGUUGAAUUUCCAGAUAUGUCUGACUUGCUGAAAAUAAAAUACCGAAAACAGUUGAAUUUUUAAGCAAUCAUGUUUUAUACAUGUCGUACAUCAUUACAUGGACUAACUUACCAAAGUCCUUGCUUGGGGGUUUAUCAGAUGAAAAGGUUUAUUCGUUUGCUGGCCAGGGAUUUGUUUAAGCUCUGCUUCUCCGUAAAGCGCCAGUGUGCUUGAAGCAUUAUGCAUCUGAAUGCAAGUAAUGAUCUGGCUCCAAAAUCCACCUGUCAAUCCACCUGUAUCUGCGCAUAGGGUGGGCAUCGGGUGGGCAUAGCGUGGGCAUCGGGUAGGCAUAGCGUGAGCAUCGGGUGGUUCAGGUCAUAUCACCAACUGGAAGUAUAAAGCCAACCGAAUGGAAAAAUAGUGUACUUGAAGCAUAUCUAUUUAUGGGAUAUGUUUGUGUUAGUCAUUUAGAAAAAAAUAACCCAUUCAUUUCUAUACUGAAGCAUACUUCUUUGUACAAUUCGAUUUGGAAAUAUGCUAAAUGUAAAUCAUAAGUACAUUUGACCAUUCCUAUCUACUUUAAAUAAGAAUACUUGAAGUAAACAUUUUUUUUUGCAAAGUAAUGCUCAAAAGGGAAUAAUGAACAGACUCCCAGUGCAUAUUUAUUGAUGCAAGCCAGCUGAUGAGGGAAAACCUGCUUUUAAAAAGAUCCUACAUCCCAGCACAAGCUAUUUAAGAAUGUAAACAUCAGUGUGCUAAAAAGAGACUUCAACUUUCCCCAAUCAAAUCUAGUCUCAUCAACUCAUUCAUAGCAAUUAUUAUAUUCAAGCAAUUUUGUAAAAUACUGUAUUUCUAUACUGUAAAGUAAAUGUACAUUGCUCAAGUAUCUGAAUUUGCUGUAUUUUUGAACUUGUUGUUUGAUUUUUUUGUUUUCAAUAUACUGUAGCCUACUGUUCUGUUUUUCCUGUCUCUGGUGUAUAGUUGAUCGAUUGCACUGCUGAAACAAGUUUGUUUGAAACAUGUCAAGUCAGAUAUAGAGAGAGGGUGUUUAGAGGAUGAGCUCAUAUAAAUUAUAUUCAUCGUGACUACUAUUCUGAUCAUGAAAAGUUGAGCCAAACAAAAAAAUCAGGCGCUAUGAUUGCGGAAUCACAGAGAAAUAAAGAUAGAAUAAGACUGUUAAAACUGUAAGGAUCAGAAAAGUCCAAUGUGUCAUUGACUUGAUUUUGUAAAUGCAUUUUCAUUUACUGUGAUACACACACAAAAAAAACUAUGUUAAUGAUAAAUGAUCGUAUGAAAUAUAGUUGGAAGAAAAUGUUUGUGACCCCUGUGGUGAUUUGUUUUGUAUUUAUCAUUAAAAAUAAAUUAAAUAUCCUGAUUUCAAUCAGAUUCGAAUACCAAAA